AUGAGUAAAAAGGAAAAGAAAUCUCGUCAAUUGGUGCAUAACAGUGAAACAACAGUACUAGCACAAGAAACUGAUACUAAAAUCAAAUCAACAGCUUCAGCAUUGACAACAGCUUCAUCGAUUAUUAAAGGUGUAUGUGAUGAUAGUUUAUUUAAUGGAACAUGUGAAAAUAUGAAUUGUGAUCAAUUACAUCUUACAGAACCUAUUCAACUUACUGAUGGUCAUUUUCAUGAUCGAUUACUUAAAGAAAAUUGGUCAUAUGCUAUUGAACCAUUGAAAAAUAUCGAGCAGUUUAUUGGUAUUACCAAUGUUCAUAAAUCUUCUAUGUGGAACAAUACUCUAUCAAUUGUACCUGAAUCAUUAAAAUCAAAAGCUAUUGGUGAAUGUAGUCUUGAUUUACUUAAUAAUGAACAAUUAUCAUUACAAACUGAAAUAUUUAUAUUACAAAUUAAAUUAGCUAAUGAAUUUCAUUUACCACUUAUUAUUCAUUGUCGUCAAUUAGAUCAACAAUUAUUUGAUAUUUUGAAAAAAUUUUCAAUAGAUUUAUCAAUGAAUGAAUCCGAAAAUAAUGAAAAUCAACAAAGAUUUGUAUUUGAAACUGAUUCACCUUAUUUAAAAUCAUCAUCAUUAUUAAUUAAUACAGAAGAUAAUUGUCCAAUAUUAGAAACGUUAACAGUAAGUGCUUAUGUAACAAAAAAUAUUUUAAAAAAUGAUCAAUGGACAAAUAAUUUAAAAAUCAAUACAACUAUUCUUCAACAAUUUUUUAAUUUAACAUAA
Molecule: messenger RNA, 777 nt
Organism: Rotaria sordida
Lineage: Eukaryota; Metazoa; Rotifera; Eurotatoria; Philodinida; Philodinidae
Source: the annotation of a GenBank genome assembly